UCGGAAGUCGGAACUAAUCCAAUGGUCAAAAAGACAGACAAUUCCAGCUUUGAUGUCUCCUUGUCUAAUUUUGAUUUCUCUAUUCGGUACUUGAGACUCUGGAUCUCGAAUCUCUUAGGAAGUGGAUCAGAUAUGAACUGGGUUCAACGAAAAAUCUACCUUUACAAUGUCACGUUCGGGCUCUACAUGCUUGAUUGGUGGGAACGAUACCUCUUCAAUGGUUUGGUGGUAGUCUUGAUGUGGUUCGUAGCAUACAAUGGUACACGCUACUUUUCUGAACUCUUCAAGAGGCAUUUGACAUGAAAGCAAUGUCUUGUUUCUCGUGCGCGGUAGAGCAUGAAAAGUCUGGAACCACCUAAGGCUUACCACGUUUGGUUUCAAUUUCUCAGACGUAUACCAACAAAACCUCCAUGCUGCUUCACCUCCCUUUUCGGCUUUCUGUUAGCUUUCCUCCAAAGUUCGACAUCACCUAGGACUGUUCAAAUUGUCUAUGUGUCAUUUGUUACCAUGCUUUUGGAGUUCAUAGAACUUAUUUACAGACACAUUAGAUUCCAAGUCUUUUUGUUGUAUUCCCAAUCUCUUUUGAGACAUAGCCAAACCAAUACUACAAUGAUUGUGGUGUUUUUUUUUUACUCUCCGACUAGUAAAUACUACUUAUCAUUCUUCAUCA
Messenger RNA from Brassica napus (rape), 670 nucleotides. RefSeq lists its product as uncharacterized. The transcript has 4 exons. Lineage: Eukaryota; Viridiplantae; Streptophyta; Magnoliopsida; Brassicales; Brassicaceae. The coding region runs from base 22 to 303 and encodes 93 amino acids. The record is from RefSeq and is a predicted model, not a curated record.